AUGAGAAGUGAAAUUGAUGCCCUUAAAGCAAACCACACUUGGACACUUCAACAUCUUCCACAUGGAAAGAAACCCAUCGGUUGUAAAUGGGUAUAUAAAAUCAAGCUUAAACCGGAUGGAACAGUGGAGCGGUACAAAGCUCAUUUGGUUGCAAAAGGGAACAACUUGCAACAAAUUCAAGCAACCAAAGAAUUCUUGAGAAAACACUUCAAACUCAAGGACCUUGGGCAUUUAAAAUACUUCUUGGGGAUAGAGGUGGCCCGAUCAGCAAAAGGAAUUUCACUCUCACAAAGAAAGUAUGCACUAGAAAUACUAGAAGAUACAGGUUUUCUAGGAGCCAAGCCAGCAAAGUUUCCUAUGGACCAAAAUUUGACUCUCACCCAAUCAAAUGGAGAACUUCUAAAGGAUCCUUCCUCAUAUCAAAGAUUGGUUGGCCACUUGAUUUAUCUAACUAUCACGCGACCAGAUUUGGUAUACGCAGUACAUGUUUUGAGUCAAUUCAUGGAUAAACCUAGGGUGCCACACCUUGAUGCAGCUCAUAGAGUCUUGAGGUAUCUAAAACAAACACCAGGCCAAGGAAUUCUGUUAUCAGCCACAAGUUCAAUUCCGCUAAGAGCCUUUUGUGAUGCCGAUUGGGCACGUUCCAAGGACACUAGAAGGUCAAUUACUGGCUAUUGCAUAUUUCUUGGUCAAUCACCUAUCUCUUGGAAAACUAAGAAGCAAACAACAGUUGCCCGAUCGACCGCGGAGGCAGAGUAUCGUUCCAUGGCAACCACAUGUUGUGAAAUAACUUGGCUCAAAUAUGUCCUAAAUGAUUUGAGGAUCAAACAUUCACAAUCUGUCAUCUUAUAUUGUGAUAAUCAGGCGGCUCUCCAUAUUGCUUCAAAUCCGGUUUUCCAUGAACGGACUAAGCACAUAGAAAUUGAUUGUCACUUGGUACGUGAAAAGCUUCAAGAAGGCAUGAUACAAACUGCUCAUAUUCGAACAAGUGAUCAACCAGCAGACUUGUUUACUAAAGCUUUGAGUUCAUCUUAG
This is a messenger RNA of Rosa rugosa (rugosa rose), 1035 nucleotides long. RefSeq lists its product as uncharacterized. NCBI's taxonomy places the organism in Eukaryota, Viridiplantae, Streptophyta, Magnoliopsida, Rosales, Rosaceae. The transcript has 2 exons. Bases 1 to 1035 code for a protein of 344 amino acids. The record is from RefSeq and is a predicted model, not a curated record.